AUGAACAACGCUCAAGAUAUGUCGCCCGAUUUCGUGUUGAUGCGCCUGGUUUCCGCGGCCGAGGAUGACCGCUUGGACGCAGAAAACGGGAAUCUGCCGCCGGGAGGAGUGGUGGCAGGGCUGGGGAAGGAGGUCCUGGCUCACAGCGGCGUCAAAGCGGGUUUGGAUAUCAGCCGAGAUCCGACGGCGGGCCUCGAGCAUCCCAGCAGCCACCUGAACAAAGCCCAGCCGAGCGGCGAGGGCACGGCUGCACCUGACACCGGGGUGACGGAGAGCCGAGCCCCGCUGUCUGCGCCUCCCCCGCCGCAGAGCUCCAUGGAGGCCCAGGGCUUCGACUUCGCUCCCAGCCCCGGCCUACGGCCUCAGCUGCUCGUCUUCUCCAAUAUAAUGCGGAACGGAGAGGGGAUUUUAGAAUUAGACCGUCGGAAUCAGCCGAGGGAUGCUCUGGAGCAGAGCCCGGGCUCUGGCUGCUCCGGCCCAGCUGUCAAUAACAACAGCCUGAGUCCCAGAGACGUCCAGCAGCAGCAGCAGAACCUGCUGGACCGGACAUGGGGAGCGCAUCCGCCAGUCUCUGUAUCUGCAGAGAUGCAGGGAGCUGCGGAGCUGUGCCGCCGGCAUCGACUCAUCAGCACCCCGCCCGAGUGGCCCGUGUUGUCGGAGAGAUCCAACCCUCUGACCGUGAUCGACUCUAAAUGGGGAUGCGCCACUAGGGACAGAGAGGGAGCCGUGUUCGAGCUGGCCCGGCGGUUCGGAGAGCUCGGGGUCGGUGCGGUACCCAAGAUGCUGUUCAAAGCAGGGGAGCUCCCGCAGUGUUCGUGUCAGGGUGCACACGGGCCGGGAGGAGGGGGAGUCGAGCCCGGCGAUGACCCGACAGAGACGAGCGACGCUUUGUUGGUGCUGGAGGGGCUGGGGAGCGCGGACGUGGACGGCCUGGGCAUGGACGAGUGCCCGGAGGACGAGACGGACGACGAGAACGGACGCCGCGAGUUUUUGCUAAACAGGAAAAGAGAGAUAGUUCAGAAAAUGUCCGGAGCUUUCUCCAUCAGCAGUUUCCAGGUGGAGCUGAGGAGGCAGGUGGAGGAGAUGGCCCCGGCGGCGAGCGAAGCGGCGGCAGCGGCGCACCUGGGCGCGCAGGUGUGCAGCCUCCACGGGAACUUCUCCAGCCGGAUGUCGCAGGUAAGCUCUGGGAACCCAGAGGUUGUCAGUCACGUUCCAGCCAAGUCACCGUCGCCUACACCGGUCCAGAGCUCACCCUGGGCCACGAGCCCGAACCCGAGCCAGGCGUCGACACCCAGAAGGCGGCCGGAGCGGUGCGCCAGCGCGCCUCGGACUCCCACAGGCCGGGCCGCGGGUGGAGAAAAGACGCUCAAAGUUCCAGGGAAGUCCAAAAAGGGCUCGUUAAAGAUCCGACUGAGCAAACUGUUCCGGACUAAAAGCUGCAGCGGCUCCAGUCACCUCCUGGACAAGAGGCCAUCAGUGACCUACUCAGUAUCUUCUGCCGGGAGUCUGGUGGACAUGGCGAGUUCAGCCGGAGCUGAGCAGGACGCAGACAGCCACAGCCAGCCCAGACUGACCAGGGCCCACAGUGCCUUCUCCCCUGCCUCCCUCUCUGCCUCCCUGUCUGCUUUCACCGGUGAGACUGUUUCUCUGGUGGACGUGGACAUUUCGCGACGAGGGGCGAACACGCCUCACCCUCCCACGCCUCCCCCGCCUCCCCGCCGAAGUCUCAGCCUGUUAGAUGACAUAGCCGGGCCUCAGCCUGGUCCCUUCCUAGUGAGCGUCAUGGGCGCCUCCCUGCAGUCCCUCCCCCUGCCUCUCCCUCCUCCUCCUCCUCCCUCCCACGCCACCAUCCAGCACAGUCUCAGCCUCAAUGACGCCUUCCUCCGGGCCCUUCCUCAUUCGAACCCAUCUCCAGCCGAUGCUCCGCCCCCCAGCAGACAGGCUCCGCCCCCCAUGCUGUGCGCCCUGCGUAGGUCAGAAGCCAGCAACUUCACCGCCAGUCUGAGAGAGCUGGAGAAGUGCGGCUGGUACUGGGGACCCAUGAACUGGGAGGACGCAGAGAUGAAGCUGAAGGGGAAACCAGACGGAUCCUUCCUGGUCCGAGACAGUUCGGACCCUCGAUACAUCCUGAGCCUCAGCUUCAGGUCGCAGGGAGUCACGCACCACACGCGCAUGGAGCACUACCGAGGGACAUUCAGCCUGUGGUGUCACCCGAAGUUUGAGGACCGCUGUCACUCUGUGGUGGAGUUCAUCGAGCGAGCCAUCAUGCACUCGAAGAACGGCAAAUUCCUCUACUUCCUCCGUUCCAGAGUUCCAGGGCUUCCUCCCACUCCGGUCCAGCUGCUGUAUCCUGUAUCUCGCUUUAGCAACGUGAAGUCACUACAACACCUCUGUCGCUUCUGCAUCCGUCAAAUAGUCCGCAUCGACCACAUCCAGGAGCUUCCACUGCCCAGACCGCUGAUCUCCUACCUGAGUAAGUUUUAUUACUACGACCCUGAGGAGGAGAUGUACCUGUCAAUCAAGAGCAUCCGGAGGGUGGUGGGAGCCGAGCAGGAAGCCGAGUCGCAGACGUAGCAGCAGAGAGCUCCUCAGCUCAAGUUUCUUAUGGAGGACUGAUCUGCACUGGUCUGCCAGUCUUCCAGCAUCAGCCAAUCAGAGUCCCUGGAAUUCAGUAUGUCCAG
Molecule: messenger RNA, 2681 nt
Organism: Stegastes partitus (bicolor damselfish)
Lineage: Eukaryota; Metazoa; Chordata; Actinopteri; Pomacentridae
Gene: socs7
Product: suppressor of cytokine signaling 7
Exons: 10
Coding region: 1-2574 (857 amino acids)
Biological process (GO): phosphatidylinositol phosphate biosynthetic process; intracellular signal transduction
Cellular component (GO): phosphatidylinositol 3-kinase complex
Molecular function (GO): 1-phosphatidylinositol-3-kinase regulator activity
Source: RefSeq, a predicted model, not a curated record